AUGGGGGAGGCGCCCAGCCCCGCGCCCGCGCUCUGGGACUGGGGCUACUUGGACCGCUGCUUCGCCCGCCACCGCGUCUGCAUCUCCUUCGGCCUGUGGCUCUGCGCCUCCUCCUGCUGGAUCGCCGCCCACGCACUGCUUCUCUAUCUGAGAUGUGCAAAGAAAUCCAGACAGGACCAGUCGGCGCUGUGUGCUGCGUGCUGCCUCCUGGCCAGCCUGUGUGACACAGUCGGGGCAAUUCUGACCAGACAGCUCACGAUCCAGGUUUUCUCUGGUGCCUACCUCGCAGCUAUUGACUUGAUGGACUUUGUGUUCAUUCUUUUCCCGGUCUGUGGCUCCAAAUUCAAGUCUGAUUCGGGUCGUGGCUCCCAGGGCAGGAAGAGGAGGCAGCGGCUCAGGGCCAGCGUGUUUGCCCUGACCCUGCCGCUGAGCCUGGGCCCCUGCUGGGCCCUCUGGGCUGCUGUCCCGGACACUUCAGGCCUCGUCCAAGGGCCACAGCGGAGGCUGCUGGGAAUCCUGCUGCAGGACAGCACUGAAAUGUUUGGCUACCUUUUGGGUGGCAUUGCUGUCAUCGGCUCCUGGGCCUCCCGGAUCUCCCCACUCUCCAGAAUCUGCCGGGGUAAGACGUUUUCCUUCAUCCACCUGUGGACCCGGUUUCUGUCAGCUUUGGCGUGCCUCCUCUACGCCUCAGCCAUUGUGGCCCAUGACCGGAGGCCCGAGAACCUGCUGCGGGCCACGCCGUGGUUCCUGACCUUCCUCGGCCGUGCUGCGCUGGACCUCGCUAUCAUUUUUCUUUCCUGGGUGAUGAAAAGCAAGAUAAGGCGGGCCUUGGGCUUUGCCUCUGAAGCCAGAGAGAGCCCUGACACCCAGGCCCUUCUGACCUGCUCGGAGCAAGAGGAGGACCGUGAGGAGCAUUUGGAUUGGGUGCCUCUCACUACACUACCGCACUGCAAGGCACUCAGGACAAUGGCAUCCGUCAGUCACUACAUGGAGCUGACCAUCGAGCCGGUGCAGCAGGCGGGCUGCAGCGCCACCAGGCUGCCCGGUGACGGACAGAUGAGCACGGGAGACGCGUCCCUGCAGGAGCCCCCCUCAUACCCUCCCAUUCGGGUCAUUCGGGCCCGCGUGUCUUCCAGCAGCUCCUCCGAGGUGCCCUCCAUCAACUCCGACCUUGAGGUCUGAGCCGUCCCGUCAGCCCACCGCUGUGGUUUCCAGCCCUGUGUCUGGAAGGUGAGA
This is a messenger RNA of Molossus molossus (Pallas's mastiff bat), 1236 nucleotides long. RefSeq names its product transmembrane protein 44 (gene TMEM44). The coding region runs from base 1 to 1182 and encodes 393 amino acids. The transcript has 10 exons. The record is from RefSeq and is a predicted model, not a curated record. Lineage: Eukaryota; Metazoa; Chordata; Mammalia; Chiroptera; Molossidae.